Paramecium octaurelia is the source of this 874-nucleotide messenger RNA. NCBI's taxonomy places the organism in Eukaryota, Ciliophora, Oligohymenophorea, Peniculida, Parameciidae. The record is from the annotation of a GenBank genome assembly.
AUGAAUGAAGAAAUAAAAACAAUAGUGUUCAAGAAUUACAUAAGUGGAUAAGUAGUUACUUUAUAAGCAAAACAAGAAACGAAAGUUGGAGAAUUAUUAGAAUUAAUUGAAUAAGUUGCAAAACAUGAGUAAAAAAAUUCGUAAUUCUAGCAAUAAGUCAUCAGGUGAUAUUAAUGAAAUUCAUUUGUAUUUAAAAGCUUAGGAUAAAAUUCUUUAAUUAACUGACUCAGUUGGUUCUAUUUUAAAGGGAAUAACUUUUGGUGAAAUUGAAAUUAGAUAGCGCUUUUCAUAAACAUACUCCGAACUUUAACCAGUUACUAUCUUAAUUUUACUUUAAAGUUAUUUAGGCGAUUUUAUUAGAAAACUAGAAUUAAAACUUAGUAGGUUCGAUAAAUUAAGUUUAAUAGAGGAUAUUAUUUUAAGAUAAUUAAAUAAAGAUAGGUAUAUUAAAUAUUUCACAUAGGGAAGCAUAUAAAAUUUCAUUUUUAGUUAAAGGAAAUUUAUGUCAAUCUAGGCAGUCAUUAGCUGAUUUAGAUCUUAUGAAUAAUGAUGAGAUUCUAGUUAUAGUUCCUAUUAUAUUAAAAAUACAUUAACAAGAAGUAGGAGAAAUCGCAAAUUUUCAAAAAUAUUUCUGCCCCUAUGAUUCCUUAGAAGAUGUAUAUAACUAUAUUUUAGAAUAUUAAUCUCUGUUGAAGUAGAAAAAAAAAUUAUUAAUAGAGAAUAAGUUAGCCUAGAAUUAAUAAUUAAGAAUAAAACUUAUAACUCAAGUUAAUGGAAACGGACUUUAUCUGAGUUAAAACUAGUUGAUUAUGAUAUAAUAAGUGUAAAAUAUAGAUUUUCAGGCGGAUUUUAAAGAAAAAAAAAUCAAAAUUGA